Closterium sp. Naga37s-1 is the source of this 2592-nucleotide messenger RNA. The record is from the annotation of a GenBank genome assembly. Lineage: Eukaryota; Viridiplantae; Streptophyta; Zygnematophyceae; Desmidiales; Closteriaceae.
AUGAACAUAGGAACAGUUGCGCUGGAGGCGGCGCGAGCGGAGCUGGCCGCGCGGUUCCGUCUUGUGACAAUAACGAGUCUUCUCGUAUUGGCACUCCGAAGCAGCUGCCACUGCCCGCCUGCUGACGUGUACACCCAAUCUCUCUCGCUGCCACGUGGCACGAGCAUGGCUGCGUGGAGGCGACUUAACCCUCCCCCUCUCUUUCCACCUCCCUCUCCUUUUCUCCGCUCUCUCCUUUUCCACCCCUCUCUUUCCACCUCCCUCUCCUUUUCUCCGCUCUCUCCUUUUCCACCCCUCUCUAUCUCAACCUCCUCUCCUGUUCACUCCUCACUGCUCUUCACACACACCCCUCGUCCAUACCACCAUCAGGAUCACAUCAAUGCAACCCUAUCAGCCCAGGAUCACAUCAAUGCAACCCUAUCAGCCCAGGAUCACAUCAAUGCCACCCUAUCAGCCCAGGUACCUUCUUUUGAGUCUACUCCCUCUCCUUUUCGCUCCCCUCUCCCAUUCACCCCUCAUCCCCACCACCAUCAGGAUCACAUCAAUGCAACCCUAUCAGCCCAGGAUCACAUCAAUGCCACCCUAUCAGCCCAGGUACCUUCUUUUGAGUCUACUCCCUCUCCUUUUCGCUCCCCUCUCCCAUUCACCCCUCAUCCCCACCACCACCAGGAUCACAUCAAUGCAACCCUAUCAGCCCAGGAUCACAUCAAUGCAACCCUAUCAGCCCAGGUACCUUCUUUUGAGUCUACUCCCUCUCCUUUUCGCUCCCCUCUCCCAUUCACCCCUCAUCCCCACCACCAUCAGGAUCACAUCAAUGCCACCCUAUCAGCCCAGGACAACAUCAAUGCCACGCUAUCAGCCCAGCAAGAGCACAACGAGGAGGCGGCUGAAGCACUGGAGAAAGCCAUACGAGCCCUCAUGGUCGACAAGCCUCUGCCAUCCCUAGCAGACGCUGCUGUCCGUGCUGCCUUCGUGCAUCUGCUGCUCCCCGCUCCCUCCAACCUCUCCUCCUCGUCCCCCUCCUUCUUCUCCCUCUCCUCCUCCAAUGAUUCACCGCCUCCUGUUUCCAACUCUCAAGCACCCAGUGCUUCCGCCACUGCUAUCGAUCCCACUGACCCGACUGCUGCUAUUGGCCACACGGCUGCUUCGUCUAUUGCGAAUUUUGUCUCUGCUUCUGAGGAUAGAUUCUCCCCUGGGUUUUCUGUGGAUGAGCAUGCGGGGUGUGAGAGCUUCUGUGCGACCUGCAUUCGCCCACUCAACUGUUCCCUCGUGCCCUCCUUUCCCUGCUCCUGCUGCCGCCGGCCCGACACGCCUGCUAAUGUUGCUGCCUUGGAUGGAGAUUCGGAGGAUGGUGGUGAUGGUGGUGUUGGGGUGGGGAUAGUGCAGGGGGAGGGGGAGGAGUGGGGGAGGGGGGAGCGGGGGGGAGGGGGAGGAGGGGGAGAGGAGGGAGGAGAAAGGGAGGCGAGGAAACCGGCUUGUGUUGACGGCACGGCGGAGGGCCGAUGGGUAGUCGGCUCACUACUUGGGCGACCAGACCAGUCAACCCCUUAUUUUCUCUCCUCCCCUGUGCCUGUCUGCUCGCUUACCCUCCCUGCUCUCGCACUCCCCCCCUCUGUUCUCGCACUCCCCCCCUCUGCUCUCGCACUCCCCCCCUCUGCUCUCGCACUCCUCCCCUCUGCUCUCCCACUCCUCCCCUCUGCUCUCCCACUCCUCCCCUCUGCUCUCCCACUCCUCCCCUCUGCUCUCCCACUCCUCCCCUCUGCUCUCCCACUCCUCCCCUCUGCUCUCCCAUCCCCCCCCUCUCCCCCAUCAGUGACUUCUCUGGCCCUUGAGAUGUUUGAGUGUCUCAAGGGCCAGUGGAUUCACUUCUUUGGCAACCAGACCUCUCGAACGCUUUCCGCCUUUUUUGCCAAAAAGAUGUCACCCCUCUCCACCACUCUCCACCCCUCUCCCGCCCCUUGUGCCAAUCAUGACUUCUCUGGUCGGGACUUACACGAGUGCCUCAAGGGGCAGUGGAUUCACUUUUUCGGCGACCAGACCUCUCGAACCCUCUCCACCUUCUUUGCCAAGAAGAUGCGAAUCAAAAAGGUCGGCAUCAAACCUCCAGAGGAAUUAAAGCCCCCUUCCCCAUCUUCCUCCUCCUCUGCUUCACCCUCCUCCUCCUCUGCCUCCUCCUCCUCCUCCUCCUCCUCCUCCUCCUCCUCCUCCUCCUCCUCCUCCUCCUCCUCCUCCUCCUCCUCCUCCUCCUCCUCUUCCUCCUCCUCUCCCACUCCCACCGUGGAUGAAGGGGACCAACCAGAAGACGACGUUAACGACUUCUUUUUUGACGCGCUACAGGACCCUUUAGCGGAUCGGCCGGAUGUGCUUAUAAUGAGUAUGGGCGCGCACGAGGUGUUUGGGUGGUCCGGGCGGCCGCGCGUGAAGCUAAACCUGACUGUUUAUAAAGAGGAUACGGAGGAGCUGCUGGGGAAGGUGCUGGGAAGCUUCCCGGAACAGCGGGUGAUAUGGUGGAAGGCGCAUUAUAUCCAACAAGGCAAGAUCAAGGGAGAGCAAUUGGUCCCCUACAACGACACAGCAGUGCUAAGGGAGUGA